Messenger RNA from Mobula hypostoma (lesser devil ray), 3357 nucleotides. It is a transcript of the gene stox1, whose product is annotated as storkhead box 1. NCBI's taxonomy places the organism in Eukaryota, Metazoa, Chordata, Chondrichthyes, Myliobatiformes, Myliobatidae. Gene Ontology annotation, molecular function: RNA polymerase II transcription regulatory region sequence-specific DNA binding. The record is from RefSeq and is a predicted model, not a curated record. The transcript is spliced from 5 exons. Gene Ontology annotation, cellular component: nucleus; cytoplasm. Gene Ontology annotation, biological process: regulation of transcription by RNA polymerase II. Bases 535 to 3114 code for a protein of 859 amino acids.
UUCUCUGCCCCCCCCCCACAAUCUCCCCUCCCCAAAUGUUAGCUGCAAUUUAACCCAGACCGCCGAAUCCAGAGUUAUCCUCGGGCGGAUUCCAUUCGAGUCCGUCUGCUGUUCGUGCGCUGUCAGCGACUUCUCUGAAUCCCAAGCGACUGAGGCAGAUUCAUUCCAUGGGGCGUCUCACCCAUCCGACAUCUUAUACUUCGAAAGGGGACUCUUUUGUGGAGACGAAGAUUUGGCUCCGGUAGUAACAGACGCCGUCCUAAAAGAGGUGGAAUGUUGUAACUAAGAUGUUCGUGAGAUUUUAGAUGGCUAAGCUCAGAAAGAGUGGAGGAAUUCACAGUAGAACAAAGAAGUGCAGUCGAAUCAGUGAAAGACUUCACACAAAUACUGGCCAACUGUGCAAAUCAAUAAGAAACAAACAAUAAAUAAAUAAAUAAUCAAAUAACACUGAGAACAUGAGUUGUAGAGUCCUUAAACGUGAGUCCAUGGAUUGUGGAACCAGGUCGGUGUCGAGGUGAUGUAUCUCCAAUACCAAUGAUGCCGAUUGCUCAGUCACAGUUUGUACCCCUGACAGAAGUUCUUUGCUGCGUUAUCUCUGAGAUGAACGAGAGUCAUGUUACAGUGACCCAGGAAGCCUUGAUGGAUUAUUUGGUCAAAUGCUAUCCAGGUAUAGCAUCGCCUUCCCAGGAAAUCCUUCAUAAUGCUCUGGGCAGCCUGAUCCGGGACAGGAAGGUUUAUCACACUGAGGAAGGGUACUUCAUCGUCACCUCACACACAUACUUCAUUACUGGGAACGCGGGGAAGCAGAACCGCUCCUGGAUGCUGAGUGGGGACCAGGUGCCCCCGCUGCCUCCUGUCACCUACCUGGUGAGUGUGGAGAGCUGCGAGGACACACUGAGGGGGAAAGCCCUCCCUGGAGUAGCUCUCUGCGAAUCCUGCUGCUGCUUCAAUGCACAGAAGCUGGACGCCCAAGACAGGGGGAGCUGCAGGGAGCCCAAGCCCUCCGUCCAGCACCGGGCUACCUCCACGGCAGGUCCCCAGGGUGCCGAGCUAAGCAGGUCCAAAGAGAAAGGAAACCCCAUCCGAAAGUUUGGACUUGGCCUGUUCCGCCGAAACACAAAGAAGGAAAGUUCUAAGAGAGAGUAUGGGACCUUCUCGGCCCAAUUCCCUCCAGAGGAGUGGCCUGUUAUCGAUGAGAACAGCCUGGGGGACAUUCCUCGAGACGUCGAGCUCCAAAUCAUCAAACGCAUCAACCCCGGGCUCACAGUGGACAACCUCAUCAGGCACACUCUGCUGAUGAAGAAGCUGGCGAGGGAGAACCCCGCGGCAUGUCGCGGCAGCUCGGCUGAGUUGUUGGCCCGUAAGCGGAGGCAUCGCUCGAGGGGCAGCCCGCGUAAGGUGCCGGCCGGAGCACAGCAGCAUCAGCAGCGGGUCAGGUCGGCUCGGCUGAAGCGCAGGGGAUCGCUUCAGACCCAUUCCGCGGAGGGUCUGCCCAGGCUGGCAGGGGGGCCCAGCGCAAAGGAAGCUCUGAAGGCCAGAAGGAGCAAGAGGGAGCAGUCCUGGGAGCAAACAGCACAGGUCGACACCCCGACUGCGCAUGUCCACAAGAGAAGAAUUGACAAUCCUUUCUCCAGGUUGCCUCCCAGAGACCUCUCCUCAGUCAAGCAACACGGCUCUCAGAACCCCCGGCUCAAGACCCUGAGGAUGGAGAGGCACAGCAGGGCAGCACAGGUGUCACAGUGUCUCAAUCCAACCGGAGCCAAGGGUGCUGACCCGCUGGGGGAGGGUUCUCAGGGGAGCAUCAAACCCAGUGGGAGCUGCUGUCUCCCUUCAGCAGAGGAGAACUCGAUGGGCCGUCCAGAGAGUUGUACUGGAGGGAAGGAGCACAGGCAGCUGGGUUACACACGCCCUGGGCUCCGAGCAGACUGCCGACCCCAGGAUCGCCCGAGGAAGGUCAAGAUACCUGCGGUGCCCGAGGUGAAUCACCAGUCGAAACACUGCCAUCCUGCCCAGUAUUCAGGAUCGACCCACCAAGAGCAGGAGCAAGCCCGGCAGGAGGUGAACCACGACCACCUCGAUGGCCCUCUCCCUUGUAGCUGGCAGGAAAGCCCUACAGCCUCUGCCCUCCGUGCAGCAGGGAGCUCAGGGAGUGUGGAGAGAGCCCUGCCUCACCGAUCGAGCACACAAGGGCAAGUCAAAGAGGAGGACGCCGGGGCAGCCAUCGUGCCGGAGGUUGGUGGGGAGCAGAGUGAGACCUUUACUGAUAACGAUGAGACUCUGUACCAGGGGGAGCUGGAUGAAGAUGAUGCCUGCAGUUCACUUUACCUCAAUGACGAUGAUGACGAAAUCACACAGCUGUCCAGCCCUCCCCUUGCCCUCAGCUUUGUUAGUCAAACAGACUGGCAGCAGCCUGACCUGGAAGGUUCAUCAGCCGGGCUGUCCAGUGAGGACUGGGCUCUGACCAGGAUCCUGCUGGACGAACCGCAAACUGCAAACUCUAAGUUUUGCACACAGCAACCAACGGGCUGGCUGGAAGGGAGUAAUGGAAGCCUCGGACCAUCCAAGCCCUGGUCUGAGAACGAGCCCUAUGCACAAAUGCACAACCAUCGGUUAACGUCACAGCUGGGGUAUGACCACCUGGAGGAAGCAGAGCAUCCGGGCGGGCAUAGAGGCCUGACAAGCAGUGUGUUUAAUUACUGUGACGCGGCAGGUGCUGACUCUGAACCAGAAACGCUCCCUAACCCUCCCCGUGAAGGUGAUGGAAACCCAGAUGGCCACAAGCUCUGGGCAGUGCAUCGAGGGAUAAAAACCCAGCUGAGGGCCGUGGACCCUGACGUGGAGUUUGUUCCCCAUUCACACAAUGUUGCAUUAUCACAGACAAGUCAAGAGGAGCACAGUCACCUGGAGAUGCUGGAGAAUAAAAGCAUUACCGGAGACAGUGGCAUCGAUUCACCUCGGACCAGGGUGAGUUUGGCAUCAAACAAUUCCAUUGUCCUCAGCAACCUGAAGAGGCAGAGCUUGAUGCUGAAUUUCGGGACCCUCAGCAACAGUGGGCGAAGCGGGGUUUUGUCUCAGCAUCCUCUGCUACAGCUCACACCAGUAAUGAACGUUUGAUUGACAGACACACUCUCCAGCCAAUGAACGCAAAGUAUGAGAUGAAUCUCUUGCCCGGUCUGUGUAUUAAGCUGUCUGCACUGGGAAUCAGUUCUGUAUUACACAGCUUUUAUUAAUCAACUCUUUUACACGUGGCCUUUUAAUCAUUUCUACUUGAGACUUAUUUGUUUUAGUGGGGAAAAAACUACAGUUACUACUUAUUAUGGGUUACUACUAUUAAGAAGUGUUGGUAUGAAAAUACUU